Camellia sinensis is the source of this 1332-nucleotide messenger RNA. The record is from RefSeq and is a predicted model, not a curated record. NCBI's taxonomy places the organism in Eukaryota, Viridiplantae, Streptophyta, Magnoliopsida, Ericales, Theaceae.
AUGGACUAUGCUCAAUUUGGUGAUGUAGUGACCUUUGACACUACUUACAAAUUAAAUAACGAACAUACACCUUUUGGAACUUUUGUUGGAUUUAUUCAUCAUCGAGAAACUGUUAUAUUUGGUGCAGCGUUGAUGUAUGAUGAGACUGCCGAAUCAUUCACAUGGUUGUUUGAGAUUUUUUUGGAGGCAAUGUCAAACAAAGCUCCAAAAACAAUUUUCACAGAUCAAGAUGCUACGAUGGCUAAGGCCAUUCCAAUUGUCAUGCCUAGUACAAACCACCGACUUUGUACAUGGCAUUUGAUGCAAAAUGAUGUGAAGCAUGUAAGUUCCCUCUUUGAAGAUGUUGGGGUGAAGGGUGUGUUUUCAAAAUUUAUGCAUCAAAUUGAUGAUGAAGAAGAAUUCAAAAUACAAUGGGACCAAAUGCUUGGUAGGUAUGAUGCACGCAACAAUCAUUGGUUGGAGCAAAUUUUUGGUGUGAAGGAGAUAUGGGGAUGGCCAUAUAUUAUGAAUUCUUGGGCAGCUGGAAUGAGUACUACUCAACUAAGUAAAUCAUUCAAUGCAUUUUUAAAGGAUUAUCUCAAUUGUGAUCAUAACUUGAUGGAAUUUUUCAUGCAUUUUGAGAUGGUGCUCUAUGACAAGAGGUAUAAAGAAUUGGAAGCCGAGUAUAAUCUGUCCCAAAAAUUACCAAGGGUUUCCAUUCCAACUGUGAUGUUAAAGCAAAUGGCAAAUAUUUACACCAAAAUAAUUUUUGAGGAAUUCCAAAAUGAGUACGUGCAGUCUAUUGAAGCAUCCAUUGUAGGCACUAUUCAUGAUGGUGAGAGUACCAUAUUCACAAUUCAAACGGACGUAGAUGGAAAAAAAGAUAAGAAUGUGCUUAGAGAGACAGUCAAUGCAAAGGACCUUCCUGCACAAUACAUACUCAAACGAUGGACUAAAAAAGCAAGGGUUGAAAGUGUGAAAUAUAGGCGUGGGUAUGACGUCAAGGCUGAUGUGAAACUACAUCAAAGCGACCGAUAUAGGUCAUUGAUGAAUAUGUUUAGAGCAAUAGCAAGUAGAGCCGCCAAAAGUGAAGAAACUUAUCAUUUGUCACUUGUAAAAGGUGAAGAACUGAGUGUCAUGGUUGAAGACAAAUUAAGUGUGCACACUUGUGGUGAAGUGGAGAUCACUGAAUUAAGAAAUUCCUCAGCUAACACAUGCCCACAGAGUGAAGAAGUAGAAUGUCCAAUCCAAGCCAAGGGACUCAAGAAAAGACAAGCAACUAGUAAGGGAAGAAGGAUGAUCAAGGACGGGAUGGAAAAAAUCUAUUGCAAAGAAGAAAAGAAUGCAAUCUAA